This is a messenger RNA of Triticum urartu, 1532 nucleotides long. The record is from RefSeq and is a predicted model, not a curated record. NCBI's taxonomy places the organism in Eukaryota, Viridiplantae, Streptophyta, Magnoliopsida, Poales, Poaceae.
AUGUUCAAGCACUCUCGGCGCAAAAACCGAUCGGUGGCCGCUGCGCUCGACAACGGCCAGUGGAUCAGGGAUCUCCGCCACGGCGACACGACACUCAUCGCUGUCGAUUUCUUGUGCCUCUGGCGGCGGCUCCAGCAAGCUGAGAUCACCCUCGACAGUCAAGUUGUUGAUCGGAUCGCUGGGACUGCAGGAGGAGGGGCGAUGUACUCUGCCCGGGCUGCGUACAAGAUGCUCUUUAAGGACACGCCGAGCACGAGCCACAGCAGCGCUGUCUGGAAAUGCUGGGCGCCUGGGACUGUCAAGAUGUUCGACUGGCUACUGCAUAACAACAGGAUCUGGUGCAAUGACAGACUGCAGAGGAGGGGCUGGCCGAAUGUAUUCCACAUAACUUCCAUUGUAGGUAACGUAUUUGGUUUCAAAGCCCUACGUGCUCUACGUUUGGAGGAUCUACGAAUUCCCCCUACUUAUUCAAAAACUUUCCAAGGCCCGCCUCAUGGUAUCCAAGUUGAAAGAGAUAAGUUGAACAAGUACGGUCGUCCUUUAUUGGGAUGUACUAUUAAACCAAAAUUGGGAUUAUCCGCAAAAAAUUAUGGUAGAGCGUGUUAUGAGUGUCUACGUGGUGGACUUGAUUUUACCAAAGAUGAUGAAAACGUAAACUCACAACCAUUUAUGCGCUGGAGAGACCGUUUUGUCUUUUGUGCCGAAGCUAUUUAUAAAUCACAGGCCGAAACCGGUGAAAUCAAGGGGCAUUACUUGAAUGCGACUGCGGGUACAUGUGAAGAAAUGAUUAAGAGAGCUGUAUUUGCAAGAGAAUUAGGGGUUCCUAUUGUAAUGCAUGACUACUUAACUGGGGGAUUCACCGCAAAUACUACUUUGGCUCAUUAUUGCCGCGACAAUGGCCUACUUCUUCACAUUCACCGUGCAAUGCAUGCAGUUAUUGAUAGACAGAAAAAUCAUGGUAUGCAUUUCCGUGUAUUAGCUAAAGCAUUGCGUAUGUCUGGGGGAGAUCAUAUCCACUCCGGUACAGUAGUAGGUAAGUUAGAAGGGGAACGCGAAAUGACUUUAGGUUUUGUUGAUUUAUUGCGCGAUGAUUUUAUUGAAAAAGAUCGUGCUCGCGGUAUCUUUUUCACUCAGGAUUGGGUAUCCAUGCCGGGUGUUAUAUCGGUAGCUUCAGGUGGUAUUCAUGUUUGGCAUAUGCCAGCUCUGACCAAAAUCUUUGGGGACGAUUCUGUAUUACAAUUUGGUGGAGGAACUUUAGGACAUCCUUGGGGAAAUGCACCUGGUGCAGCAGCUAAUCGAGUGGCUUUAGAAGCCUGUGUACAAGCUCGUAACGAAGGGCGCGAUCUUGCUCGCGAAGGUAAUGAAAUUAUCCGAGCAGCUUGCAAAUGGAGUCCUGAACUAGCCGCAGCUUGUGAAGUAUGGAAGGCGAUCAAAUUCGAGUUCGAGCCGGUAGAUACUAUUGAUUAACUAGAUAAAACUAAAGAUAAAGAAGGUAUAAAUAAAAAAGAAACGAAAUAAAAAGAGAAAAAAAA